Messenger RNA from Penicillium lagena, 1665 nucleotides. RefSeq names its product putative aspartyl-tRNA synthetase Dps1 (gene dps1). The transcript has 2 exons. The record is from RefSeq and is a predicted model, not a curated record. Gene Ontology annotation, cellular component: aminoacyl-tRNA synthetase multienzyme complex; cytosol; cytoplasm. The coding region runs from base 1 to 1665 and encodes 554 amino acids. Gene Ontology annotation, molecular function: aspartate-tRNA ligase activity; ATP binding; RNA binding. Gene Ontology annotation, biological process: aspartyl-tRNA aminoacylation. NCBI's taxonomy places the organism in Eukaryota, Fungi, Ascomycota, Eurotiomycetes, Eurotiales, Aspergillaceae.
AUGGCGGACUCCGAAUUGCCCCACCGUCCCAAGCCCGAAGAGACCAAAGAAGCUCCCGCGGAGAGCGGCGAGUCCAAGAACGCCAGCAAGAAUGCGCUGAAGAAGGCGGCCAAGGAGAAGGCUAAAGCAGAGAAGGCGGCCGCACGCGCAGCCCAGGAGAAGGCUCAGGCCGCGGCCCAGGAUGCCAAUGACACGGCCAAGCACCUCUAUGGACCGAUCCCCCCGACUGAGGAUGUUCUGCCCUCGACCCGGUUCGCUGAGCUGACCGAUGACCACUAUGAGAAGGAGGUGACCGUGGUGGCGCGUGUGGACAAUGCGCGCGUGCAGAGCGCCAAGCUGGCCUUCUUGAUGCUGCGCCAGCAGGGCCAGAAGGUGCAGGCCGUGAUUGCGGCUGCGGAGCCCAUCUCGAGACAGAUGAUCAAGUACACUGGUGGUUUGAACGUCAACUCCAUUAUCCAGGUCACCGGUAUUGUGAAGAAGCCCGAGAUCCCCAUCUCGUCCGCCACGUUGAGCCACCUCGAGAUCCACAUUCGCAAGGUCUACAUGAUCUCCGAGGCGCAGCAGAUGCUGCCCAUGCAGGUCAAGGAUGCUGAGCGCCCGCCACCGGAGGGGUCCGAAGAAGGUCAGGUCGACGCUGAGGGUGCGCCCAUCGUCACCCUCAAGACCCGUCUCGAUAACCGGGUGCUCGACCUGCAGACUGAGACCAGUCAGGCCAUCACCUGGAUCUCGAGCGGAGUGUCGGAGCUGUUUGCUGAGUACAUGAUCAAGAGCGGCUCGCGGUGGAUCUUCACGCCUAAGAUGGUGGGUGCCGCUACGGAGGGUGGCAGCAACGUUUUUGAGAUCAAGUACUUCAAGCGCAAUGCCUUCCUGGCGCAGAGUCCGCAGUUGUACAAGCAGAUGUGUAUUGCCGGCGACAUGGAUAACGUGUUUGAAAUUGCGCCGGUGUUCCGUGCAGAGGACAGCAACACACACCGUCACCUGACUGAGUUCUCCGGUCUCGAUUUUGAAAAGACUUUCCGCCACCACUACCACGAAGUGCUGGAGUUCGCUGAGGACCUUCUUGUGUUCAUUCUCUCCCAGCUGAAGGAGCGGUACGCGGACAAGAUUGCAAUCAUCCAAAAGUCGUACCCGAAGGCCGGCGACUUCAAGCUGCCCAAGGACGGCAAGGCGCUGCGACUGAACUACAUGGACGGUGUGGCCCUGCUGAAGGAGGCGGGUGUGGACAUGUCGGAACAGGAGCGGUUCGAGAACGACUUCACCACGGCGAUGGAGAAGCAGCUGGGCCAGAUCAUCCGUGACAAGUACGACACAGACUUCUACGUGCUGGACAAGUUCCCCAUGGCCGUGCGGCCCUUUUACACUAAGGCCGAUCCGCAAGACAAGCGCUUUUCCAACUCGUACGACUUCUUCAUGCGCGGCGAGGAGAUCAUGUCGGGCGCGCAGCGUAUCCACGACAUCAAAGAGCUGGAGGAGUCGAUGCGCGCCAAGGGCCUCGACCCGGAGCACGAGGGCUUCGAUGACUACCUCAAUGCUUUCCGCCAGGGCUGCUCGCCGCACGCCGGUGGUGGUCUGGGCCUGAACCGGAUCGUCAUGUUUUUCCUGGGUCUGCCCAAUGUUCGCCUGGCCACGCUCUUCCCUCGCGACCCGCAGCGUCUGCGGCCAUAA